Molecule: messenger RNA, 2673 nt
Organism: Alosa sapidissima (American shad)
Lineage: Eukaryota; Metazoa; Chordata; Actinopteri; Clupeiformes; Clupeidae
Gene: dnajc9
Product: DnaJ (Hsp40) homolog, subfamily C, member 9
Exons: 8
Coding region: 172-945 (257 amino acids)
Cellular component (GO): cytoplasm; nucleus
Molecular function (GO): heat shock protein binding
Source: RefSeq, a predicted model, not a curated record
UGCAUGUUUAUGACGUAAUGACGUGCGCGCCAAAUUUUGUAGGGUUGACGGAAAGAUCUGUGGCUCGGUAAACGGGCUCUAAUAAAACCUUAGUAAGAUAGUUGUGUUAACUGUUGUGAUAACAGCAGUCUGGUGAGUUUUUGCUCCUAACCUCUAGCUCGAACUCGAACCAUGGGUUUGCUGGAACGCUGCGAGGAGCUGUUCAAGACCUCGAACCUGUAUGAGGUCCUCGGCGUCACCAAAGAGGCGUCGGACGGAGACGUGCGUCGCGGAUAUUACAAACUGUCCCUUCAGGUUCACCCUGACAGGGCACAAGGCGAUGAACUGGCAACCGAGAAGUUUCAGGUUUUGGGCAAAGUGUAUGAUGUGCUGAAAGACAAAGACCAAAGAGCCGUCUAUGACGAGCAGGGGACAGUUGAUGAAGAAUCCGACUGCAUGAACCAGGACCGCGACUGGGAAGAGUACUGGAGACUGCUCUUCCCAAAGAUCAGCCUAGAUGACAUCCUCCAGUUUGAGAAGAAGUACAAAGACACGGCGGAGGAGAAGGAGGACCUGAGCAGGCUGUACAUGCAGUACGAGGGCGACAUGGACCGCAUCAUGGACGCGGCGCUGUUCGCCGAGGACCAGGAGGAGCCGCGCAUCAGGGCCGUCCUGCAGGGCCUUGUGGAUGCGGAGGAGCUGCCCGCCUACAGGACCUUCACACACGAGAGCGCCAAGAAGAAGAGCAACCGCAAGCGCAGGGCUGAUAAAGAGAGGAAGGAGGCUGAAGAGAUGCAGAAAGAGAUGGGCAUUAGCAGCAAUGACAGUCUGGAGGCCCUCAUCAAGCGGAGGCAGAAGUCUAGCGAGCACGGCUUCAACUCGCUCAUCGCCGGCCUAGAGGCCAAGUACUGCCAGAGCGGAAGCAAGGGAGCCAAAGGAGCCGGCAAGAAGAAAGGGAAGAAAUGAUGGCGUGUGGCCGCCACGCCGCGCCCAGGGGUUAGCAGAGGCCGCCUGGUGUGCUCACUCCAGCAGGCUGGGACAACUCGUCUUACAACGUUUAAACAACGUUUACGGUUAUUUUGUCAUUAAAUUCCAGAGACGCAGAAAGAGGAGUGUGGUCUGUUGAGGCUGGGCUGUUGCUUUUGGUGGAGCAGUCGAGCGCUUACACUAACAAGUCUGCUUUGUCAAGGAGAGCCCCUGUGGACAGUGGGCCUCUCCGUCAUUGGGGCCUUAGACUAGGCCUAUGUACAGGUUUAUGAUUUCAAGUUGUACAUCUUCAAAGUUACUAUUUGACUUUGAAAUUAUAUUCAAUGCCGUUUUGAAAUGUUUUGCGUGUGGUUGUGUGUGUGUUCGUUCGGCUUUUCUAGAAGAUAAUUGAAGUAUAUUUUUUUUUUUCCCCUCCAACUGAAAAAGCUGCUCUAGCAUUCCUAUUUCUUGUCAUGGCACGUGUAUGAAGUUGUUUGAACAUUUAGAUGUAACAAAUCUGCCCAUUUCUUAUGAUUAUACUGUUUGUAAUGUGUUUUAAUUGUAAUGAUUAAAAAUUAUAUUUGAAAGUAGGCCUAUAGUGUCAAGUCAAUACAUGCUGAAAAACAUUGUGAAGGUACCAGUCAUCGCUUUAGAUACAGAAAGUAGGCCUACCUAAAUAUAAAACAUCAGUAUACUAAUUGUACUAUUUGAAUGUCAUGGUUUGUGGUUAUUAUUAUUUUGGUACAUUCUAAUUAGUAUAAUAGGCCUACUAUAUUUUUUUCUUUUUUUAGGUUCUGUGACUAAACUGAUAAUGUUAAUGUAGUGUAUAUUGCUUUGGACAAACCGCUUGGUACUCUAUAAACGUACAACGUCACGUAAGUAGAAGUGGCGUCUGCACCUUAAGUUUAACAGAUGUUUCGCUUGGUGGUAGCUCCAAAAUAAAUUUAAAUCACAGUGCACAUAAAGUUACAAACGUUUCGGGCCUUGCUCAUGGUGAUCUUUUUCUACAAUUUGAAAUAACUAUAACCAUAACAAAAUUGUAAUCAUGUGUGGUUAUCCAAAGGCAUAUUGAUUGACGUCAUAAUUUACAAGGAAGCCAAACAGUCGUCACAAUGGAGCCUGGCAAUAAAGUCUCGCGCAGGGACCAGAUUCGCACACAGCCCAACAGGUUACCCAUUAGACGCAGCCCUUGUGCAGUCUUCAACCUUUUCCUUGACGACUUGACAAAAUGUGGUCUCAGAAAAAGUACAUAGGUUCCACGAAGGAGAGGGAGGACCUUUGCCGUCUCUACAUUGAGUUCGACGGGGACAUGGACCGCAUCAUGGAGUCCGCUCUGUGCGCCGAGACCGAAGACGAGCCGCGCAUCAGAGAGGUUCUUCAGAGGCUCAUCGAAGCGCAAGAGAUCCCCGCCUACAGGGCUUUCACACACGAGAGCGCACAGAAGAGGCGCAACCGCAGAGGAAAGGUGGAGAUGGAGAGAGAGGAGGCUGAAACGAAACAAAAGGAGAUGGGUAUCACCAGUGAAGACAGCCUGACCGCUCUGAUCAAGAGGAAACAACAGUCCAAUGAACAGAAAUUCAACUCCCUCAUCUCUGACUUGGAGGAGAAGUACUGCGAGGAGGAGCCCAAGAGAAGCGGUGCCCAGUAAUAGCAGCUCCGCAUGCUUUGUGGAGACCCAGCCCAGCAGCCACCUUUAUUUUACAAUACACUUUCUGUGAGCAUAACCUA